AUGUGGGUUGGCGACUACCGCGGGUACAUAUCAUGGGAUUUUGAUGCAGUGUGGGCUGAGGCGGAGGAGAUGAUUUCCGCUGAUCGAGGGAGUUCAAUCGGGAUGUUUACUUUUUGGAGGUGCCGAGUUGAGUUGGCCGACGCAAGGGAAUUCAAUUCCGCCCGAUCGCCCGCUAAGAGACGAGGGACCGCGAUGAUGGGAAUUUACAACGUGGAACAGUUCUGCCCAGGCUUGCGGCGGAGGAGUGAAUCUUCAGAGUACAUUGAGCCGAAAGACCGAGGCACGGCAAGCUUCGGCCGGACCAAAGCAACGUACCGCGACGAGGGCAAACGGAGGGACGAAGGUACCAGGUACCUCCUGUACCUCCUGUACCUCCUGUACCUCCUGUACCUCCUGUACCUCCUGUACCUACCUCCCGCGCACGCGACCAGAUACACCUGA
Messenger RNA from Sodiomyces alkalinus F11, 441 nucleotides. RefSeq lists its product as hypothetical. The record is from RefSeq and is a predicted model, not a curated record. The coding region runs from base 1 to 441 and encodes 146 amino acids. The transcript has 5 exons. NCBI's taxonomy places the organism in Eukaryota, Fungi, Ascomycota, Sordariomycetes, Glomerellales, Plectosphaerellaceae.